Molecule: messenger RNA, 3988 nt
Organism: Gadus morhua (Atlantic cod)
Lineage: Eukaryota; Metazoa; Chordata; Actinopteri; Gadiformes; Gadidae
Product: phosphatidate phosphatase LPIN1
Exons: 23
Coding region: 305-3214 (969 amino acids)
Biological process (GO): fatty acid catabolic process; cellular response to insulin stimulus; triglyceride biosynthetic process
Cellular component (GO): mitochondrial outer membrane; nucleus
Molecular function (GO): phosphatidate phosphatase activity; transcription coactivator activity
Source: RefSeq, a predicted model, not a curated record
CCAAGAGACAGGAGCUUCAGGACACCACCUUACCCAUUCUGAGGUCAUUCUGUCAAAGCCCAUAGAAGAAACUAGAGAGCUUAAACAUGGUUAAGAUACCUACGGUAUAUUGUAGCACGGCGGGAAGAAAUAUCAAAUUUAAAACCUUUUACGAGGGUACAGAAUUUUUCACUACAGACGUUUGAGAGCGACUUUCGGGGGACUAUUCUGAGGACCAUUCUGUGGAGCAUCCCUUAGUGUCUUCCCCUGAGGAGAUCUAAGGAUCUGGACUCAGGACAUCAAGGGGUCUCGGUGCCUGGACGAGAUGCUGCGUGUUGGGCUGUCCGAGGAGGACGGUCGUGGGGGGCUGGAUCAUGCAGACAUGGUACCCACGGACGAGAGACUGCGAGCUCUGACCCACCGGCGGGGCGACCCCAACGAUAGCUGGACCUGGUCCCAGACCAUGAACUAUGUGGGUCAGCUGGCGGGCCAGGUGUUCUUCCAGGUCAAGGAGCUGUACCGCGGGCUGAACCCGGCCACGCUGUCCGGGUGCAUCGACGUCAUCGUGGUGCAGCGGCCCGACGGCUCGCUGCACUGCUCGCCCUUCCAUGUCCGCUUCGGCAAGAUGGGGGUACUGCGGUCCCGGGAGAAAGUGGUGGACAUCGAGAUCAAUGGGGAGGCGGUGGGUCUGCAGAUGAAGCUGGGAGACAACGGGGAGGCCUUCUUCGUCACGGAGACGGAGAACAUGCUGGAAGUGGUUCCGUCCCACCUGGCCACGUCGCCCAUCACCUCGAUGGGGGAGCUGCUCAUGGAGGCCCAGCUGGGCAAGAGCGCACCUCGUCACCGAGAGGGCCCGGGCCCCUCCCUGGUGCCCCAGACGUUGGGCCCCUUGCUGGGAGACAUCGCGGGGGCCAAGAAGAGGAGGAAGAGGAGGAGGAAGAUUAGGACAGAGGGAGUCGGGGGGAGGAGGGAGGAGAGUGAUGAAGAUGACGACAUGUUCACCAUCGACAUGAGCUCCGACGAGGGGGAGACGGACGACAACAGGGGUGUGUAUGGAGACACGGAAAGCAAGUUGAGCAGCACUUAUACACACUCGGCUACGGACUGGCCCAAGCUUCAAAGGCCAGUACCAGAGGAGCCGAUGUGUGUCCCUCCAGACCGCCGUCUGUCCAUCUCCUGUCCUCAGCAGAUCGCCCGCUUCCCCUCCAACCUCAGCAGUGACUCCUGCUCAUCCACGCCCAAGAGUGACUCAGAGCUGGCCAAUCAGAGCAAAGACCCCCAGAUGCUCUGGACCUGGGGGGAGCUGCCCCACGCUGCUCAGCCUUCCUUUCUGUCGGACCACCCCAGGUCGGACCUCCAGACCGAGCCAGCGCUCGCCAGCGUCACCAGGUCUCCCCUCCAGGACUCUGGACCCACGUCCAUGAACCUCUACCUCCCCCAGCCAGGGGACCCCCACAGAGGGGACCCCCAGUCAGGAGAGGAGGGUCUGUCGGAGGCCUGCAGAGGGGCUGGAGGUGAUGCAGGAGUCUUCGUCCCCUCCUCCCCAGGGAGAGAGGCUCUGUGUGGGGGGAGGCAGGGGUCGGCCCCCUGCUUUAUCUCCUCCAGUCCCCGCCUGGAACACCUGGAACACCUGGAACACCUGGAACACCUGGAGCAUCAGGGGGGCAGCACAGGCAGUCCCAUCAGGAGAACCGACUCACCGUCCAAGAGGAAAGAGAAGCGAAGCCAGCACCUGGGUUCUGACGGGAUGUACCUGGAUGACAUCACGGAGCUGGAGCCAGAGGUCGCCGCCCUGUACUUCCCUAAAAGCGACAGUGUGUGUGGUUCCGCCCCCAGGAGCUCAGAGAUGAUGCGCCCGCGGAGCACCGACCAAUCACCUCAGUCCCUGGGCAGCAGUGAGAUGGACAGCGGCAUCGACAGCCUAUCAGAACACACUGGGGACCUGCCCCACGUCGCCAUCUCCCUGUGUGGAGGGCUCACUACCAACAGAGAGAUCACCAACGAUCAAUUCCUAGAGAAGGCCAUUUCUUACCAGCAGUUCUCCCUCAACCCCUCCCUCAUCGAUGACCCCAACCUGGUCGUCAAGCUAGGAACAAAGUACUACAACUGGAACACGGCCGCGCCUCUGAUGCUGGCCAUGCAGGUGUACCAGAAACCCCUCCCGCAGGCGUCGGUGGAGAACCUGAUGAAGGAGAGGAUGCCCAAGAAGGGGGGCCGCUGGUGGUUCUCCUGGAGGGGCCGCAACUCCGAGUCCAACCCGGAAUCUGAGCCGGGGGCGGGGGACGUGCCAGAAGGCAUGGACAGAAUGAAGGAGGAGUCUUCCUCCAGUGAUGAUGACCACUCUCCAGCCAAUCCCAGCCUGGGAUCCGGUCAGCCCGAGCCCAUGGCCGCCUCCAGCAACGUGUGCUACAAGAAGACCCUGAGACUCACCUCGGAACAGCUGGCCAGCCUGCAGCUGAAGGAGGGGCCAAACGAUGUGGUGUUCAGCGUCACCACCCAAUACCAGGGUACCUGCCGUUGCCAUGGCACAAUCUACCUGUGGCGGUGGAACGACAAGAUAGUCAUCUCUGACAUAGACGGAACCAUCACCAGGUCCGACACCCUGGGUCACAUUCUGCCCACCCUGGGGAAGGACUGGACGCACCAGGACAUCGCCCGGCUCUACCACAACGUCAGCCUGAACGGCUACAAGUUCAUGUACUGCUCGGCGCGGGCGAUUGGCAUGGCGGACAUGACGCGGGGCUACCUUCACUGGGUGAACGAGAGAGGCACCAUGCUGCCAGUCGGCCCCGUCAUGCUCAGCCCCAGCAGCCUCUUCUCCGCCCUGCACAGGGAGGUGAUUGAGAAGAAGCCGGAGAAGUUUAAGAUCGAGUGUCUGUCGGACAUCAAGCAUCUGUUCCACCCCAGCACGGAACCGUUUUACGCAGCCUUCGGCAACAGAGCUACGGAUGUGUACUCGUACAAAGAGGUGGGUGUACCUCUCAACAGGAUCUUCACCGUCAACCCCAAAGGAGAGCUGGUGCAAGAACACGCCAAGACCAACAUAUCCUCAUACGGGCGUCUGUGCGAGGUGGUGGACCACGUCUUCCCGCUCUUCAGCGAGGGUCAGGGGUCAGAGCCCCCCGACCCAGAGACCUUCAGCCCCUUCACCUACUGGAGGGAGGAGCAGCCCGAGCUGGCCAACGAGGAGGAGGACUCGCAAACCCUGGAGACCGGUCCAGGAGACCCCGAAUAGACCUUCCAACCGUCUACCACCAGGGGGUUCAAAGGCCAGCUACUGCUUAGAAACAAGAUGGCGGCCAGGUGAACCCGGCCUAUAUAGCACAAAGAUGCACCACACCCGUUUAAAAAAAGGAUGAAUGAUUAACGAGGCAGCUCCAUGGAACGAUGCUCAUGUAAGAGGUCCGGCACUAGCCAUGCGACAUUUACUGUAUGCACUGAUCAAUCCUAUGCACUUAGAGUUGUUCACUAGCCUUCCGGUAGCAAUACAUGCUACCGGAAGGCUAGUGAAAUUAGCUACCUUGUAGGGUAGUCACAGUAGCUACCUCUAGGCUACCUGCAGGCUAGUGACAGUAGCUAUGUGUAGCCUGAUGACUAGCUACCUGUAGGCUACUGACAGUAGCUAUGUGUAGCCUGAUGACUAGCUACCUGUAGGCUACUGACAGUAGCUAUUUGUAGCCUGAUGACUAGCUACCUGUAGGCUACUGACAGUAGCUAUGUGUAGCCUGAUGACUAGCUACCCGUAGGCUAAGGGCAGGGUUACAGCACCAAGGAAUUCAGGUGGGUGUUCAACAUGAUUCAUUCAAUCGUAAUAUUAUAACGAUGAUCCUUAUUACAAAACUGAGGAGUUCAGGUCUGAAAUUGAUAGAAAUGCAUUCAACAAAUGGAACAUGUACAAAUAUACAAAAUGUAGGAUUUUAGAAGUUACUUAUAAAAAGCAUCGGUAAACAACUACCAAUGUCUUAACAUACCUCUGUAUAACAUAAUUAUAUAUAUAUAUAUAUAUAUA